Molecule: messenger RNA, 1771 nt
Organism: Prorocentrum cordatum
Lineage: Eukaryota; Dinophyceae; Prorocentrales; Prorocentraceae
Source: the annotation of a GenBank genome assembly
AUGGCGGGGGAGAAGCUGAUGAUGCAGCCCAGCGAGUUCACUGGCGACGGGUGGUUGACCGGCCGGCCCGUGCUCGUCCGCUUGGUGGACCUCAACGCUGUCCAGGCCAACAAGGGCGACGCGUCGCAGCAGGAGCCCGCUGGGCAGUCAGGUGCAUCGCAACCGACUCAGAAGAGCGCCAAGGGCAAGGGCAAAGGCAAGUGCAAAGGCAAAGCUUCGACCGAGUCUGGGGAGAGGCUUAAGUGCGAGGCGCACCUCUUGGGUGGCGAUGGGAUGGGCGAGGUCGCGUUUGUAGAGGCUUUCGGCCCGGCCGCCGCGGACUUGCACACGAAGGCCACCAAUGCGAAGAUCGAUAAAAAGUUGCUGGCGAUCUCCAACGUUAAGGUCAUCCAGAAGCCCAACCAGUAUUCCACGUCCCGGCUUCCGUACUACGUCCAGCCCAACACGUCCACCGGCUCCAAGAGCGUGGUCGAGACACAUCACCCUUUCCUGGACAUCGCGAAGAUCACGAAGGCUCAGUCCGACGUCCAGCAUUGUGUCCUCGGCGUUAUCACGCGCCAGCCCGGAGCGAAGUGGCAGGAUUCGAAGUUCGGCCCCGGCUACGUUUGUAACGCGAUCCUCCGGGCCGGCGACACCGCCAUCAAGUGCUCCUUCUGGCGCCGCAACGCCACAGAGCUGGCAAAGUGGUCUGAAGGGGUUGCCGUGGCGAUGUACCAGGUGUUCGUCAAGCGAGAGAUAGCCGCCAACGGGAAAGUGUCCUGGGAGCUCCGCGCUCCCGAGUCGACGCUGAUCGCAGAGUGCCCCGCCGAGCUGGCGCAGGGCCUGCUAACCUCCGUGACGAACGGCGGCCCUGCGACUUCCCUGACAUCUUCGAUCGCGAAGAACUACAGCACGUGCGAGACCUCUACGGUGUCGCUGUCCGCAUUGACUUCGGUCAUCGUGCCUGGCGCCAUCCGGGAGCUCGACGGAGUAUACGAAAUGCACAGCGUGGCGGUCAUGGGCGUCACCCCGGUCUUGCGCAACGACGGGUUCAUCAUGCGCUGCUGCAAGACCUGCAAGAAACAGGUUCCAGACGGCGAGCACAGCAAGUGUGCCGACCACGACCAGGCGCCCAUCGAGCCGCGGUGUGUGUUCCAGCUCGAGCUGGCCGACGGCACGGGCCAGUGCGCAGCAAUGCUCUUCCACGACGCCGCCAUGCAGAUCCCAGGCUUCCCCGACCCGUCGACCGCCACGGACGCAAGCACCGAGAAGUUCGUGCAGGCGUUCCGCGGCAUCCCCUACUCCGCGCGCCUCAUCUUCCGCGCCAACGAGCUGCGUGAGGUCAACAACCUCGAAGCCAAGUUGCUGCUGCCCACCAUGACAUCCGACGGCGUCGUGGGCUCCUGGCGCUUAGACCCGGCUCCAGUCGCUUCGGCCAACACGGCCUGCCCUUUCUCGAAAUGCAGCGCGGUGACCUUCGACCCAGACCUGGGGUUCGCCGUCGUCAACGACUCAACGGUCACUGCAGUGCGCCUCCACGUCAAUUUCCUGGAACCGACGGAUGACGAGGAGACGACCGUGCCCGACACCGCCCACGGCCUCCGCGUGACGCGGAAGGCCACGUGCGCUUUGGAGCCAGCAGGACAGGCAGCGCCGGCGGAGUACCGCAUCACGGCCAGCGGCCUGUCGAGCGCCGUCCAAUGGUUGGUCCGGGCAGAGGGGGUGUUCUUCCUCGCCGCCGCCAAACGCAAGAGCGACGACACCUUCAUCGCUCAGUCGCACAGCAAGAUCG